CAAAUGUUUUCUUGCAUGUCUGCAACGUGUUUAAACAAAUAACGUCAGCUUUUUAAACACCUCCAAUCCUCAUAAUUCCAUGCAUGUUCUCUUCAUUUACUCUACUUGUUUCUAUUUGCAGAUUUUCUAUUUCUAUCAAUAACUCAUAAAACUCUAGGAGGGAUUAAAGUUAGUAUAUUUUUGGUACUGAUUAUUUGGGAGAAAUGGCACCUACUAAGAGUUGUAGACUAGCUUGUUCUUUGCUGUUUGUGCUGCUUCUUCAUGCUUUUCUGUUGCUUCCUGUCCCUGUUCUUUGUGGUGAUGACGAAGAAAAUAGUCUUCUCCAAGGUCUAAACAGCUAUAGAAACUCCCUACAGCUACCACCCCUGACUAAAAACAAGCAAGCUGGAUGCCUAGCCGAUGAACUAGCAGAUGAGAUUAAAGACCGUCCAUGUGUUCCUACAGUAGCAGCCAAUGCUAUACCAGGAGGAUCUGCAACCCAGUUCCUGAAUUACCCGAAACUGCUCAAGAAAUGUAACAUUGAUCCAAAUACAACAGGGAAUGGCAUAAUCUUACCGGUUUGCGUCCGGAAACUUGAACCAACCCUUGUCCUUACCAAUUAUACUCGUACUGGCUAUGCUCGGUACGUCAAUGAUUCAAGGUUCACCGGUGCAGGGCUUGGAUCGGAGGACGACUGGAUGGUGGUGGUUUUGGCGACAAGCACUGCAGGAGGGAGCUUUGCUUCUAAUGCUGCGGAUGUUGUUUUGGGGUUGUUGAAUUAUUUCAUGCCUUUUUUGGUGGGCUUCUUCUUUGUUUAGUAGGUAGUUCAUGUACAUUGCAAGUACGAACAAUUAGAUGCUGUUAAAUCAAUUACUAUGCAUUAGUAGUUGUGGUCUGUUCUGUUUUGUGUUAGGGUGAUCAAUUUGUUGGAUUAGGCAGCCAAGCCAAGUAUGUGAAAGGUACUAAUUAACACUUACAUUGUCAUCUUUUGAAGUUUA
Messenger RNA from Beta vulgaris subsp. vulgaris (sugar beet), 977 nucleotides. RefSeq lists its product as hypothetical. The transcript has 3 exons. Lineage: Eukaryota; Viridiplantae; Streptophyta; Magnoliopsida; Caryophyllales; Amaranthaceae. The record is from RefSeq and is a predicted model, not a curated record. Bases 204 to 797 code for a protein of 197 amino acids.